AUGAAUGCAACAUCGGAUAACAUCUGGUCACAACAAGGACCUCAAAAUGAGACUGUCGAACGCGACUUGUUCUCCGGCGUUAAUUGUGGGAUCAAUUUCGACAAGUAUGAAGAAAUACCGGUUGAGGCAACAGGCAGUGAUGUGCCACGCCCGUGCACAGUGUUCGACGAACUGCAGUUGCAUCCUUUGAUUCAGGAAAAUAUCAAGAAAUCAGGAUAUACGAAACCAACCCCAGUCCAAAAAUAUUCUAUUCCAAGUUUAUUGAGUUGCCGUGACCUGAUGUCUUGCGCACAGACCGGCUCAGGAAAAACUGCAGCUUUUCUAGUGCCAGUUAUCAAUCACAUCAUUCGAAAUGAGUCGACUACAAUGAGAAUGCCACAAGUCAUGAGCACCAGUCGUCGUACAGUAUUCCCAGUUGUGCUGAUAUUAUCACCAACUCGUGAACUGGCUAUGCAAACUCAUAAGGAAGCUUUGAAAUUUGCUUAUCGGACCAACGUUAUAUCUGCCGUACUUUAUGGUGGUCGUGAAAAUUAUCGUGAUCAAGUGCAAAAAUUAACGCUCGGAUGCCAUUUGCUCAUUGCCACACCGGGACGUUUGUUGGACGUGAUGAGUCAGAAUGUCGUCUCCCUUCAUGAUUGUAGGUUUUUGGUACUCGAUGAAGCAGAUCGAAUGCUUGAUAUGGGCUUUGAACCUCAAAUUCGGCAAAUUGUGGAGUGUCAUUCGAUGCCCAAAAAGGGUCAGCGCGUCACUGCAAUGUUUUCUGCUACAUUUCCAAAAGAAAUCCAGAUAUUGGCACAGGAUUUUCUUAUGGCAAAUUAUGUAUUUCUUGCUGUUGGCCGCGUCGGUUCAACAUCUGAAAAUAUUGUUCAAAAAAUUAUUUGGGUGGAAGAGCAUGAUAAGAAGCGUUUACUGAUGGAACUUCUCGAUAUUGAUGUGAACAGAGGACUUGCUUUAGUAUUCGUUGAAACGAAACGGGGCGCGAAUGAUUUGGCGUGGUAUCUUCAGCGCAAUAACUACAAUGUUAUGCCCAUCCAUGGUGAUCUUAAGCAAUACGAAAGAGAACGCCAUUUGGAAAUGUUCAGAUCCGGACAGACAAACAUAUUAGUUGCAACAGCUGUGGCAGCCAGAGGUCUUGAUAUUCCAAAUGUGAAGCAUGUGAUCAAUUUUGAUCUUCCCACUGAUAUUGACGAGUAUGUUCAUCGUAUUGGCCGUACAGGGCGUGCUGGAAAUAUUGGAUUAGCAACUUCAUUUUUCACGGAUCGAAAUCGUAAUAUAAGUCGCGAUUUGAUGGAUCUUUUGGUUGAAUCUAAUCAGGAAGUGCCGGAAUGGCUGGAGAAAAUGUCUAGGAAAAGCUACAGAAGCGCUUCUAAAUAUUACGAUAGGACGCCCGGAGGACGUUUUGGUGGACAUGAUCAUCGUUUAAAUACUGCAAGUAACUCAUUUUGUUACAACCGUCCUACACCUGUUAUGCAAGAGUUUGGGAAAGAAUCGAGUUCUUCCUGGUAUGAUCAAACACCAAGCAACUUUCAUUCAUCCUUCAAUCAUGGUGAUACUCGAAGUGCUUUUAUAAGCACAACGUCGGCUACUUUCCGGAGCAAUAUGUAUCAGGCUCCUCAGGCAGGUCGCAUUUAUCAACCACAUGGAGAUUCCUUUUCAUUCAUACCAUCUGUUCCAAUCAGUAGCAUUGACUAUUGGCGUGGCAUUGCUAGCACUUCGCAGAGUGGAGGGUUUUUUCGACCUGGUACUUCAGCUUAUGGCGUACCUUUUGGAACUCAGGCAUCACAGGCAGCUUUCGGUAAUUGGCAGCGUUGA
Messenger RNA from Loa loa (African eye worm), 1812 nucleotides. Its product is annotated as ATP-dependent RNA helicase An3. NCBI's taxonomy places the organism in Eukaryota, Metazoa, Nematoda, Chromadorea, Rhabditida, Onchocercidae. Gene Ontology annotation, biological process: cell differentiation; gamete generation. The record is from RefSeq and is a predicted model, not a curated record. Gene Ontology annotation, cellular component: nucleus; P granule. Bases 1 to 1812 code for a protein of 603 amino acids. Gene Ontology annotation, molecular function: RNA helicase activity; ATP binding; RNA binding. The transcript has 12 exons.